Pantherophis guttatus is the source of this 4578-nucleotide messenger RNA. The record is from RefSeq and is a predicted model, not a curated record. Lineage: Eukaryota; Metazoa; Chordata; Lepidosauria; Squamata; Colubridae.
CGGAGCGAGAGCGCGCACUUGCCCCGCCGGCCGCUCCUCCGCUGGGGCUGCCUUCGCGCCGGCCGAGCCAGAGCAGCCGCCGACCCAGCGCUGCGCUGCCUUCUGCGGCCGGCCCGAGCGAGGCGCCUGGGCAGCCCGCCGAAGAGCCGCCGGGUCCGGGGCGCGCGGGCCAUGGAGAGCCUCGGCGGCCGGAGCCGGAGCCGGAGCAGCCGCAGCUGAAGAUGCUGAGCCUCACCGGCUGGGUGAGCAGAGGGCUGGUCCUUUUUGCCAUGGUGCUCACAACCGCCUCCAUCACCACAUCAGGAGAAUGGGGAGAAGACGGGGUGACCUAUGCCGAGCUGGGGAGUGACGUGGUCCUGACCUGCCCCGGAGCAAACGCAAGCUCCUUGAGCAGGUGGCAGCGGAAUGGGGGCUCCGGGCUGCCCACAGACUCCAAGGUCCAGCAGGGCCAGCUGCUCUUGAGCCACGUGGACCUCUCCUCCGAAGGCACCUACAGCUGCCAGGAUGGUGGUGGGCUUCUCCUGGGCUCCGUUGCCCUCCGAGUUGGCCGACUCCCUGGGCCGCCCUCCGUCUCCUGCCGAGCUUCCAACUAUGAGAACUUCUCCUGCUUCUGGACACCCAGCAUUGAGACGCACCUGCCCACCAGAUACAUCACCAGCUACCUGACGAAACAGCUGCCCGGAAGUGACAAGUCGAGCAGGUCCCCGGUCAUCCGUGUGGGUCCGUGUGUCCAGGAUCCCGGCCUCCCCCUCUCCUGCACCGUCGGCAAGUCCCAGUUCUGGAGCUCAUACCGUGUGAAUGUGACGGAGGUGAACCCGCUGGGCUCCAGCUUCGCCCUGCUGGACAUCAUUGCCCACAGCAUCACCAAGCCAGAUCCACCAGAGCGUGUCCGGGUGGAGCCGGUGCCCCUGGCCCCCCGGCGGCUGCGCGUCAGCUGGGAGUACCCCUCCUCGUGGCCCAAGGAGCCUUCCUUCCAGCUCCACUUCCGGCUGCGCUACCGGCCCCUCCUUCACAACUCCUGGUCAAUGGUGGAGACCAGCAACGUGUCCGAGGUGAUCACGGAUGCCGUCAUGGGCCUGGAGCACACGGUCCAGGUGAGCGCCAAGGACUUCUUGGAUGCUGGCAGCUGGAGCGAGUGGAGCCCGGAGGCGCGAGGCUGGCCGGCUGCAGGACAGGUCGCUGAGCCCAGCGAAGCUGCUCCGGACACCGUUGAACUGGACCCGCCAGCCGAAGAGCCCUCUCCAGCCCCCGACAACAAGCCGGUCGCAGGGCAUGGAGACUCCAUGGAGAUGGUGGCAAUGCUGGUGUCGCUCGGGGUCUUCGCCUUCUUCGCCCUGGUGGCCCUGCUGCUCUUUGCCUUCCUGGUGUGGAUCCGGGCGAAGAAGCAGAGCAAAGAGGCCGACAAACACCAGGAGCUGCUCUCCGCUGCCACCCACCUGAAGGCCUUGCCAAUGUUGGCGCAACUCUCCACAACUUCUGGAGGCAAACAGUUCCACCGAUGAAUUAACAGAAAAAACAGAGUUGGAAGGGACGUCUAAGUUAAUUCUGAAGACUUCCAACUUCUAAGACUGAAGUUUUGCAAGUUAAGACUUCCCUCUCUCCCACCUCUACGCAAGCACGCUGUUAUCUUGUCUCAGAUUCCUGGGGAGAACACCAUUUUGCAGCAGGAAUCUCAUUCAUUAUCAGAAGAUCAUUAUAAUUAGUACAUCCUGGGAUCUCUUGACCCCGAAUCUCCUAGGAUGUCCACAAGUGGAGUCUACAAGUGGAAGCUUCAGCUGGCCACUCUUAAUCUUGUAAUUUUUGUUCCUGCUUAAUGUCUGUCCAAGUAAGGGCAAACCUUGGCCAAAUUCCAUUCAAGCAUUCAAGCAUUGCCAAACAGCAGCCUACAUCUGGGCUCUUCUUCAGCAGUGAAGCUGGACGUGGCCUGGCCAGAGACUUGGACUGAGCUCUUUGCAGUUUCAGGUCCUGGAGAUAAAAGUCCAUUCCACCAUCUGCUCUACAGGAAGGCAGAUUUAAUAGGACACAACCCCACCCCCAAAGGAGAAACAGCCAGCUGUGCCCUGUUGUGCCACAAAUAUUCUAGCUAUCAGCACAAGGAACUUGUUCUGCCUCUUAGCAACGUCCCUGGCUGCCCAGUGGAGGUUUUGCUCACCUAGUUAGUUGUGGGCAACUGGCCAGCUACCCCCGUAAGGGAGGAAAACUCCGUAUGGUGCGGCUUGCACCAGAUAACCAGAGUCUCUUAGCCACUUGACACACCUGUUGUGUUGUGGUUCUGCUUCCUUAAGCUCACAUGCACUUUGUUCUUUGUUUUAUGGUCUGGACUUUCUAAUUCUCGCAGGCUUUGUUCAGCUGCCAUCCUCUGUCUGGCCGUAAUAAAGAGCUCACCGUUCAUUCAGUCCCUGCACCAUAAAAGGAAUUGGCAGAAGAUCCUUCAGGGCAUUUUGGAAUUUAUUUGGUAGUUCCUAAGUCCAGAGGGAGAAAGAGGUGGGCUGGGGGAACAAAAGGUUAAAUGAGAGUUGCCCAAUGCCAACAAUGAGGUAAAGUCAGCCUUAAGUCCAGCCGGGCUCCUUGGGCGCAUGCAGGGAGAAAUGGGAGAAGCAGAGAACUGGUUGGCACCACCUGUUCCUGGUUCUGCAGUCAAAUGCCAACCAGGUGCAACGCUGCUCGGUUUGGCCACUCGAUCCUUUGCGAGCAAUUCCAGGAUCCUUCUCUUCAGCAGGAACGGGCAUUUUGUUGGAGGAAGUAAAUAAAAACGAACUUUAGCCUGGUGACUCUUCAGCUACUUUUUCCCCUGGUCAGGAAUCAAGGCUGCCUUCAAAUAUGACCAUGCAACGCCCCCUAGUGGCAGAGGAGAGAGGUCGCUCAAGGCUCCUUUCAGGUCUGACUAUGCAGCGACCCCUAGUGACAGGAGAGAGAUCUCAAGGUUCCUUUCAUGUCUGACCAUGCAAUGCCCCCUGAUGGCAGAGGAGAGAAAUUGCUCAAGAUUCCUAAAGUGCAACUAAAGCGGCAAAACUUUAGUUGGGAAACCAGCGAGGCAAACAGAAGGGCUUCGUUCAUCCAGCUGAAAUGAGGCACAGCGGGAGCAAGGGAGCCUGGGGCCACCCAGGAUGAGCCUCAGUGCCCCCAACCCACCAGGGGAAGCCAGAGGGAGGCAAAGUGGAACAGCUGAGGGCACAAGCCACGCCUUGACUCUGGCACAGAACAGCCCUAUCCAGCUGCGAGGACCACAAAUCCAUGCUUCCCCACCUCCCACCCUGCUCCAAUGAUUCUGCCUGGGCUUUCAGAGGUGGGAGGUGCUUCGGAGGGCACCGGGAUGGGCAAGGCUGCCCUAAGGUGGGCCUUCUGCUGCUCCAUUCGGCCACAGCCAGGAGUCCCGAGUGCUGGGACUCUCCCAACUCAGAAGUUGGGGGUGGGGGGUGUCUGAUCUUGAGCCACAGUGGGGAGACGGACUUGCACCCAGAGCUGCCUGGCAGUCCCUUCCACUCCUCCUGCAGUCAGGCAGGGGAGGCUCUGUUGAUCUGGGACAGGGACAUUCACGCCACGGCCGGCUCUCCACGGGACAAAAGUUACAUCCCAGUAAUAUCGAAGAAAUGGUGAAAUAGAAGCAUUAAAGAAAGGAUGCUAAGAGGAGGGACGGAAAGAAACGUGAAUGACAAAAAUUCAAAAUAUUUUUAAAAUUAUUUAAAAUAAUUAAGUAAAUUGUUCUAAUUUCCCCCAGCGAAUUGUCCCGUGGUGAGCUGGCCACAGCAAGUUGGCUGUGGCAAAUUGGCAGCGGUGAGUUGGCCCUGGUAAGUUGUCUCUUUCUUUGAAGCUUGGGCCGGCGUUCCUGCCACCGGCUGCCCUCUAAACCAGCCAGACCUGGCAGUUAGGCUGGGAAUCCAGGCCACCCAAGGAGUGGCACAUGGGCCUCACUCACAAACAGCUCCAGGCAGGCUCUGUCUUAGGCGGCAUAUCCAGUGGAACGUGGCCCCCGGUUGUGACGUGGCAGCCCCCUUCCUAUGCCCUCAUGGGCUUGGCAAGGGCUGAUCCCUGAUUUAGAAACCUCUGUCCAGCUGUGGGCGUUUGAUCCCCUCCUUCCUGCCUUGUUCCUUGAAUCAGGGGACUCCAACCUUGGCGACUUUAAGAGAAUUUGCUGGCUGGAGAAUUCUGGGAGUUGAAGUCCACAAGUCUUAAAGUCGCCAAGUUGGAGACCCCUGCCUUAAAUGAAAGGUAUUUAUUUAAUUAUUUUUUUAUUUAUGACCCGCCUUUAUUACUUCUAGUAAACAAUGCAAGGAGAGGAACAUAUCUAACACCCCUUCCUCCUCCUAUUAAAUGAAGGAUUCCCGAAUCGCCACCAAUUCAUUUAGGCUUAUGGUUAUUUUCGUCAGCCCCAAAAGGGGCUGCUUAACUGCUUAAGACUCCCGCCAAGCAAAGUUCUCUGGCUCUCGAAAAGAGAUCACACCAGUUUUAUACUUUUGCAAAACUUUUAUUUGGGACUAUAGAGAUGAGUAAAGAGACGGGAUGAACAGGACUACACAAAAUUUGGAACGGAUUUAAGUAGCAGCAUUAAAGUUCUGUUUCUCGGGCUAAAGUCCAUCA